Clarias gariepinus (North African catfish) is the source of this 3310-nucleotide messenger RNA. RefSeq names its product AGBL carboxypeptidase 2 (gene agbl2). The coding region runs from base 231 to 3233 and encodes 1000 amino acids. Gene Ontology annotation, molecular function: zinc ion binding; metallocarboxypeptidase activity. The transcript has 23 exons. NCBI's taxonomy places the organism in Eukaryota, Metazoa, Chordata, Actinopteri, Siluriformes, Clariidae. Gene Ontology annotation, biological process: proteolysis. The record is from RefSeq and is a predicted model, not a curated record.
AUACUAGUCAGUGUCAGUAAUAGUAGUUAAGUUACGUGCUUUGAAGCGGUGUACAGUAUAUGAACACCGUUCGAACAAAAUGAGCAGUUUUUAACCUCUAACUAAAUUACCUCAUACUUUAACUUAUCUUUGUUACGUAAGUAACUUAUCUAACUAUCGCCCGCUAAGCUAAUGAGCUAGGAAGAAUUGAACGGGAGCUGCUUAACUCGUUCACACGGUUGGGAGAUGAUAUGCAGUCCCCAGAUGAUCCCUAUGAGAGAUUCAUUCUGCAGCAUUUAAAGCAUUACGGACUUUUUACAGACCAGAGUUCAAAGUUUCUUCAGAGAAAUGGUACUUCAGGCAGAUUAUGGGACGGCAGCCAUGAGUCUGUGGCCACGGAUGUCCUCCAUUCAACUCCUGAGAGCACAGAUAUGGAUGAGGAACAACUACAGACACAUCAGGGACAAUUCUCUUUAAACAUGGAGAAAUAUCUACGGACCAGGCAGCUGCUAAUUGAUCUUGAUGGUGGAAGGCCUAUACCACGUCUGAGGGAACCACUGGACCUCUUUUCUAUCCCUUCCAUUUCCUGUCCCUUCCAGGGUGUUCGCUGGCCAACUGAAUGUGAAGUCGUCUGUGACAAUAUCCGUCACAUAGAAUGGGAACCUGCAGAACCAGAACCAUUUUAUAAACCAACGGGACAUGAGCCGGCACCCACGUCAUCAGGAGAGGACAAAGGAAUCACUGUAUAUUGUAUAGACUCUGCCACAAAAAUGCCGUACUUUACUCGUUCCUGUGUUGGUGGCAGCAGAAAGCAUAUAAAGAAUUUCACAUCUAGUGCCGACAGCAAAGAGACUCCUACCCUGUCUUUUGAGUCCAGAUUUGAAAGUGGUAAUCUUCAAAAAGCAGUUAAAGUUGGUCAUUAUGACUAUGAGCUCACUUUGCGCAAUGACCUGUACACCACAAAACACACACAGUGGUUCUACUUUCGUGUGAAGAACAUGAAGGCUGGUGUCAUGUAUCGUUUCACGAUUAUUAACCUGAUGAAAUCCAGCAGUCUGUAUGCAGUAGGCAUGCGUCCCCUGGUGUACUCUGAGAUUGGUGCCUGGCUGAAGGGAGAGGGUUGGUACCAUGCAGGCAACAACAUUCGGUAUUACCGGAAUCAGAAUGAAAAGGAGGGCAAACCACUCUACUCGCUCACUUGGACACUUGAGUUUCCUCAUGAAGAUGAUACCUGCUACUUGGCUCAAUCCUACCCGUACACCUACUCAGACCUGCAACGCUAUCUGCAAGCUGUGGUUUCAGACCCAGCUCGGGCAGUAUACUGUAAAGUGCGAGUACUUUGUCGAAGCUUGGCAGGAAAUUCUGUGUAUAUGCUGACUAUUACUGCACCCAGUGGCACCUGGCAAGAGCAAAGAAAUAGGCGAGCAGUGGUAGUAACAGCACGGGUGCAUCCAGGAGAAACGAAUAGCUCAUGGAUGAUGCAGGGGUUCUUGGAUUUUUUGUUGGGUAAAUCAGCUGAUGCAAGUCUACUGAGAGAAACCUUUGUGUUUAAGGUAGUGCCAAUGCUGAAUCCUGAUGGCGUGGUUGUUGGGAACUACCGAUGCUCUUUGGCAGGGUGUGACUUGAACCGCAACUAUCGAACUCUACUUAAGGAGUCAUUCCCCUGUGUGUGGUACACUCGUAACAUGGUGAAACGGUUGCUUUCUGAGAGGGAAGUAGUGUUAUACUGUGACUUUCAUGGCCACAACAGAAAAAACAAUGUAUUCAUGUACGGUUGCACCGACCGAAAGGAUACUUCACUACAUCUUCAGGAGCGUGUCUUCCCUCUGAUGAUGAGCAAAAAUGCCAAAGACAUGUUUGCUUUCAGUAGUUGCAAGUUUAAGAUUCAGAAGUGCAAAGAAGGCACUGGUCGAAUUGUAAUGUGGAGGCUCGGCAUAAGAAACAGCUAUACCAUGGAGUCAACCUUUGGGGGAUCCACUUUAGGGAGCAGAAGAGGAACUCACUUCUCUGUCAGGGACCUAAAGUCUAUGGGCUACCACUUCUGUGAUACCCUCCUCGACUUCUGUGACCCAGACCAAACCAAGACUGAACAUUGUCUGAAAGAACUGGGUGGGUUGCUGAAGCAGGACAUCACACAGAAAUUGGGCAGGGAUGUGGACACCCUGGAGGGCAUCUCUGAUGUAGACAUUGAGUCUAGUACAAGUGGAUCAAAUAGCACAGACUCAGAUAGUCUGCCUGUUCAUCUUUUAAACUGCACAGACCAGGAAUUAAAAGCCAAGAAGAAGCAUUUACGGAGCAGAAAAGAAAGAAAUAGAUUACGAAAGCAGGGAUCACAGAGUGCAAAAUCCAAAAAUCUUCAGAAAGACAGCAAGAAUACAGAUACAAUACCAUCAAGUAAAAAUCCAGUGCCUGAAUCAACUCAUGAAAAAACAGUCCCUCCAGUGCCUCCAGUGAAAGAGGGGAAGGACAAGAAACCAAAUGCACAGUCAGGGAGGGAGAAUCAGUCUGGGAGAACCUGGAUCCCACAUCCAAUUCCACGUGUUAGUCUUGCUGGCCAUGGAAAUUUUUGGAAGAAGAAGAAAGACAAGCAUGACGUAGGUUACUUUCCAGCCUUAUUUGAUGAGACUGCAGGGUCAAUAAAUCACUCCCAGAUGCAAACACAGCACCAGCCACUGAUUGUCACUGAAGUUCGCCACAGAUUAUCAUGCCUGCCAAUUCAGCAGUUUCCCAUGCUUUUCAACAAGGACGUCAAAGCAUACUCAGGAAUGAGAGGAAGAACCUCAGUUUCAAAACUCUCGCUGCAUAGGGUUGUUCCAGAGUGCAUUUCUGUCAAAAGCCUUGAGCUCACCCGCUCUGCCUACUCAGCCCACACUGCCUACCAGCAAAAUAUUAGGCAAAAAAGAACACCACAAUCAAACAGAGUUUCACUGGAAUACUACAUGCCUGAAAAACCAAGCACUACAGGCACCUUGAGGAGCAAUCUUAAAACAUAUGCAAUACCAGGACUGGCAGAACUGGAGACUGAGCAGUCCAGUGAAGCAGAGCAACUUAAUAAACAAGAAACAGGGGACUACUCUUUUUUCCCUGAUCUAGAAAGCAUUGACCGACCUGGCAAAAGUUUGAGGUUCUCAAAUCGACUUGGAGCUCUGAGGCUAGAGAUGUUACCUGGUGGGCAAGAAGAUGCAGCUUCUUCAGGCAGCUGGAGCAGUGAAGAUGGGGCCAUGCUUAACAGAGGAUGGAAAAAGAAUAAAUAAAAACAUAACACAAUCUUACAAAGAGGAGGAGUGAAAAGUUUUUACUUUGGAGAACAGCCUGGAAACAGGAAUUACCC